GUCAGAUUGACACAAUUGUGGCCUGAAGAAAAUUUUCAAGUUCGAAGAAAUCAAUGAUUAGAGAGUGUUGUCAAGAAAAGGAAUAUCAGUAGCAUUGAACGUUUGUGGACUUAUCAUAUAUUGGAUAAAAUGUUGUCCUUCAAACCAAAGUUUUUGAAACCAGGAGAAGAACUUUUGGCACUUGAAGAAGAAAGAAGUUCUAUUGUAGACUUAGAUCACUCUAAAGUAAUUUUCAAUCCCAAUUCUUCCCUCUCUAUUGAACAACAACGACAACAACUUCCCAUUUUUCAGUAUAGAAACCACAUAUUAUAUCUGUUGGAAUGUUUCCAAACGGUGGUUAUUGUAGGAGAAACAAGUUGUGGAAAGAGCACUCAAAUUCCACAGUACCUGUUGGAAGCUGGGUGGUCCAGUAAUGGAAAACAGAUUGGCGUAACAGAACCACGUCGUUUAUCAGCAACUACACUUUCUAACAGAGUGGCUGAAGAAAAAGGAGUUAUUUGUGGCCAAGAGGUUGGAUUCAGUAUCAGAUUCAGUGAAUGCUUUGAUCCUAAUGUCACAAAAAUUAAG
Limulus polyphemus (Atlantic horseshoe crab) is the source of this 567-nucleotide messenger RNA. RefSeq names its product probable ATP-dependent RNA helicase DHX35. The annotation marks the transcript as partial. Gene Ontology annotation, cellular component: catalytic step 2 spliceosome; intracellular anatomical structure. Gene Ontology annotation, molecular function: RNA binding. The transcript is spliced from 6 exons. The record is from RefSeq and is a predicted model, not a curated record. Lineage: Eukaryota; Metazoa; Arthropoda; Merostomata; Xiphosura; Limulidae.